AUGUCUAGAGAAGCUGAUGUCCCGAACCAGGAUGGCGACAGUGAUCAUGCGAAAGCGCAACCAUGGAGCUCCUACGUAGGAGAGGUCUUCCUCAAUCGCAAGCCACCCUUGGUGCCCGCUAGCUUCCACAAGCUCGAGAGUGCUGCGCGCGAGGCGAUGGCGCAUUCACCAGAGGCAUUCGAGUACAUCUCUGCAGGCGCAGGGACGGGCUCGACCCUCGAGGCGAACCGCGAGGAGUUCAGGAAGUGGAGGAUCAUCCCUCAGGUGCUGAACGAUGUGAGGACUCGCAGUCUCGAGACGACGCUCUUCGGCGUGAAGUACCCUUCGCCGUUGAUCGUCGCGCCUAUGGGCCUGCAGUCAAUCGUUCACGCUGACGGAGAGUGUGCGACGGCUGAGGCUGCCGGGAAGGUCGGCGUGCCCUUCUGUAUGAGCACUGCGUCGAGCCGGUCGAUCGAGGCGAUCGCGAAGGCCAACGGAACAGGACCGCGUUGGUUCAUGCUAUACUGGGGAAAGGAAGAGGAGGUCACACUUUCGCUCCUCGCCCGCGCGAAACGGGGCGGGUUCACGGCCCUGGUGAUGAUGGUCGACGGGCUCAUGCACGGGUACCGCUCAUCCGACCUCGACACGGCCUACUUUCCCGUGGUGCACGCCGUGGGCAUGGAGGUCGGCCUGAGCGACCCGGCGUUCAUGGGGAAGCUCGGGCUGGAGCCAUUCCCAGAGGACGUGAGGCCUGCGUUCCCGUACGACCCGAGGGCUCAGGACGAGUUGGUUAGGAAGGGCGAUGCGGGUGCGGUGCGCCGGGCGCAGUGUGCGCUGUCAUUCUUGGAGAGGAUCAUAGAUACGGGGAAGACGUGGGAUGAUGUCGCUUUCCUGAGGCAGCAUUGGGAUGGCCCGAUCGUACUGAAGGGUAUUCUGUCCGUGAAGGACGCUGAGCGAGCAAUCGACUGCGGUGUUGAGGGCAUUGGCGUCUCAAACCAUGGGGGACGACAGAUAGACGGCGCCAUCCCUUCGCUACGUGCUCUGCGAAAGAUAGUUCAGAGCCCCAAAGUGAAGGCUGCACAGCCUGAGGAGAGCGGUCGCUUCACAGUCUUGAUGGACUCCGGCAUCCGGCGCAGCGGGAGCGACGUUUUCAAAGCGAUCGCCUCGGGAGCACAGGGUAUACUGUACGGACGCCCUGUGCUGUACUCGCUGGCAGUCGGUGGAGCCGCGGGCGUAGAGAGCCAGCUCAGAGACGUGCUCUCUGAGUUUGAUACGACGCUUGGGUUGAGUGGGUUCACGAAUGUAGAGGAUCUGCGCCGGCAUGGGGAUGAGAUUCUGGAGCGGGACCCUUGA
Molecule: messenger RNA, 1332 nt
Organism: Rhodofomes roseus
Lineage: Eukaryota; Fungi; Basidiomycota; Agaricomycetes; Polyporales; Fomitopsidaceae
Product: oxidoreductase
Exons: 7
Coding region: 1-1332 (443 amino acids)
Molecular function (GO): FMN binding; oxidoreductase activity
Source: RefSeq, a predicted model, not a curated record